Messenger RNA from Epithele typhae, 405 nucleotides. RefSeq lists its product as uncharacterized. Lineage: Eukaryota; Fungi; Basidiomycota; Agaricomycetes; Polyporales; Epitheliaceae. The record is from RefSeq and is a predicted model, not a curated record. The transcript has 3 exons. The annotation marks the transcript as partial.
CUCGUGUGGGAGGUCGCGCUUGCCUGCCUCGCGAUCAGCAUCAAGUUCCAUCGCGACGUCCUUUUCCCUCUCGAGAUCAUCUUCGCCGAAGAGUUCCUCCAGCUCGCGCACCGCGGCACCGACUUCGACGCGUUCGAACACGCGCAGCGCAGCGUCUUGGACGCCCUCCAUCACUGCGUGGGGAGCGCGACUCCCGCUGCGUUCAUGGAAGAGCUCUGGUCCGCACUCCCGACGCUUCGCCGGCUCAUGGGCUUCGAUGACGGGUGGAGAAAGGUCCAGCACGAGGCGUGGAUCGUCAUCGCGGGAGCCCUGUUCGACCCCGAAAUGUUGCGCUUCCCCCUUUCGCUCGUCACUGCCGCGGCCGUCAUGGAGGGCGUCGUGAAGACGUUGUGCGAGCGGUUCAAG